UAUUUUUUAGUUCAAAUUUGCUUUCAUAAAAAAUGUUUGAAUUUUAAUAUAAAAAGAAAUUUCACUUUUUAAAUUUAUAGUUUGUUAUAGUUUGUUAUUUUCUUCUUUUUAAAUUUUAAUAUCAAUUUAGUGUCUCUCAACCAAUUUUUUGGUUUGUGGACUUAUAUUACCUUGAAAUAAGGUAAUGUCUUCUUUAAGAAAUCAGGUAUUCUGAUUAGGUAUUCUAUUAUGAUGAUAGCUAUUUAUUAUCUUGAUAGAAUUCCUUAGUACCUGAUAGAGAAACCAAGAAGCAUUUGUUUAGCUUAAUUAAGUCAUGGAUAAGACAUGGAUGAGAUCAAACCGAUUGUCGAAAGAGUACGAGAAAGGGGUAUGGGAAUUCGUUGAGUUUGCGGUUAAGCACUCCGAAGACCCGCUUCGAAUGCCGUGUCCUUGCUUGGGUUGCUGUUAUGGGGAUAAGGUUGACGGGAAGCAGUUGGGAUCCCAUUUACUACGGUUUGGAAUUGAUAGAAGUUAUACAUGUUGGACAAUGCAUGGUGAGAAAAGUAACGGGAAUGCUGGGUCGAGUUGUAAUAGGAAGUAUGCUUCAAACGACGAUUGCACAGACACAUACGAUUGCGAUCGAGUCGAAGAGAUUGCAGAAGCGCUUGAAGAAGAUCUUGCGGAUUGUCCCAAAAUGUUUGAGAGGUUGGUAAGCGAUGCAGAGAAACCGUUGUAUGAUGGUUGUUCAAAAUUCACAAGAUUGUCUGCGGCGUAUAAUACCCGACCAGUAGGAGCACACUGGUUGCUGCUUGCUAUCAACCCUAUAAGGGAAGUCGUGUAUUAUCUGAAUUCGGUAAAUGGUGAAUGGACCAAUUAUCAGGCCAUGAAGGACAUCGUUGAUUUAUCAAUACAAGUGUUCCGAAGUCAACGGGACGCACAGGUAUCCCGAACUAAAUCUAACAACAUUACUUGGAUCCAAGUGCAGUGUCAGCAAUAGCGAAACAGUUACGAUUGCGGAUACUUUGUUUUGAGGUAUAUGAAAGAAAUUCUUCAGGCGAAUCAAUUAGAGAUUCCGCUCACGUACCUUGACGAAUUCCGUGCUACUGCGUACCCGAAGCUUAAGCUGGAAGAAAUAAAAGAGGAUUUGUGUCAUUUUUAUAUUAAGCGCUUUUUCAUGUAGGAUUUGUGUCGAAUUGAAGUACUAUAAUAUUAUUGAUGUUGUAAUGAUGUAUAUAUAUA
Molecule: messenger RNA, 1218 nt
Organism: Vicia villosa (hairy vetch)
Lineage: Eukaryota; Viridiplantae; Streptophyta; Magnoliopsida; Fabales; Fabaceae
Exons: 5
Coding region: 314-976 (220 amino acids)
Source: RefSeq, a predicted model, not a curated record